UUUUUGAAUUUUUUGUCAUAAAUGAAUUUAGAACUUUUAAUCUUUUUAAUGUUUACGCAUAUUAGCAUGUUAGAAGUGUAAGCAAUUAAUUAUUAUAUUUGUUGCAUAUAUGAGUUAAAGUAAAUAUAUUUUAAUAGAUCAGCGAUGUAUUUAAAAAGAAAAUUUUCUAUGGAAUUGCAACGGACGAUUUCUUCCAUAAAAGCCUUCCAACGUAUUCAAAAUUAUGAGAAAUUCGAAAACUUAUCCACAACUUAUUUCAACUCUAGCCCAAUUUGGUGCAAUAAAAAGAAACGAGUAUUAAAACAGUGUUAUAUAUACUUUUUAAUAGACCCGAGGAUUUCUCGUAAUCUGCCUAUCAGAGCUAAAGAAAAUGGUCUUAAUGAACGAGUAAUUUGGCAACAGUUUUUGAACGCGAUUUUCUAUGUGGGAAAAGCAAAAUCAACGCGCCCAUAUUCACAUUUAUAUAAAGCCAUAAACAAAUUGAACAAACAAGCCGAGCUUUUAAAUGAGAAUGAAAACAGUAUUCAAACAACUAAAUUCAGCAAGGCAGAUCGUAUUAUCGAUAUUUGGAAAAGUGGUUUCGGUGUUGUUAAUCUCCACGUCUUCCACAAUAUAUCAUCAUAUGAAGCGUACACUCGUGAGGCCGCCAUAAUAGAUGCAAUAAGUCUCCCUAAUUUAACAAACCAAAAACGAGGAGUUUACUAUGGACCUUCAAGUAAAUGGACCGCUAACGGAAAGAAAAGUUUGGGAAUAGCCUUGCUUUACAGGGCCAUGAAAAUAUUCAUGACGGAAGGCGAGGCUCAGCUAUUUCCUUGUGAUUUUGAUUAAAUCAAGAAUAUGAGAUUUUUUCUAAAUAAUUUAUUAAAUUUCAGUAAUAUCGAGUUUUUGAAGAAUGAUUAGAAUUAAAGUCUACCUGUUUGUUAGAGCUUUGAAAAUCGAGCAUUUCAAUAAUAAAUUUUCGUUGAAAUUUAAAUUAUAAAUAAAAUUGUUAAAUAGAAAAUAUUGUUUAUUGCUCCUCCCUAAUGGUUAUUUGUAUUACCUCUUCUAUUACACUAUUCACCAAACGCAGUAAGCGAACAUUUCCCUUUUUCUGUUUUACCGCCACUGCGUUCCAAACAUGCAAAUCAAAAAGAGAUAGAUGCAUAUGUUGUAUGGUAAAUACAACACUAAAUACUUCCUUGUCGAUUAACAUCGUUGAUUUUGGCAAGAGCAGUUUGGUUACAAACUAAAUUAUUAUAUUUUUUAAGUUGUGAAUAAAACAUAAAAAGUAAAAGUAUUAUGUCUAAAAAGAAUUGCAAAAUGCAGCUAAGAUUGUGAACAGAGUCAAGUGGUUAAAUUUGUGUAAAAGUUAACAGG
This is a messenger RNA of Zeugodacus cucurbitae (melon fly), 1356 nucleotides long. Its product is annotated as ankyrin repeat and LEM domain-containing protein 1. The coding region runs from base 145 to 828 and encodes 227 amino acids. The transcript has 5 exons. Gene Ontology annotation, molecular function: endonuclease activity. Lineage: Eukaryota; Metazoa; Arthropoda; Insecta; Diptera; Tephritidae. The record is from RefSeq and is a predicted model, not a curated record.